Molecule: messenger RNA, 4423 nt
Organism: Metopolophium dirhodum (rose-grain aphid)
Lineage: Eukaryota; Metazoa; Arthropoda; Insecta; Hemiptera; Aphididae
Exons: 12
Coding region: 354-2171 (605 amino acids)
Source: RefSeq, a predicted model, not a curated record
UUUUCGGAGAGUAGUGGUCACACUGUUCAAAAGUUGGUUAGUAUUUUCGCAUUUUCUGUUUUUAUGUCUUUUUAAUAAUAAUUAUUUUUGUUUUACAUUGUUCUUCUUUGCCCAAUCCAACGUCCUGUCGCCCUGUUCUGACUGAGGCACGAUUGCCCGCUGUCCGCGCGAGCCUAGAACUCUACUACGCAGCACAAGGUGUUGCGACAGACCAAUUUGUGCGAUAAUAUUCUCGAGUAUACUAACUUUUGGAGUUUUUGGAGGUCCGUUAAAUUGCGUGUCGACCAACAGCGUUUGCUUUCACUCGUUCUAUCGCAGGCUGUUGCACGUUUUUGAUUUUUCAUAAUAUCGAGAUGUCAAGUUUUGAUAAAAGCGAAAGGCGGAUGAAAAACAGUGACAAUAAUAUUAGUAUAAAUAUUAAGGAACAUAUUAAAAACGGUCAUCAUAGGGCAAAGUACACAUUUACUAAUGAUCCAACUGAUAUAAUUGAUCUUAAUGUCGAAAAAUAUAAUGGUAUUGAUCAUAUAAAAGCUCUACAUGCAUAUUUGGAAGAAAUGAAUUUAGGGAAAGUUGAAUUUACCGUUUUUAAGUGUAAAUCAAAAUCAAAUAUACCUGCUCAUUAUGCCAAUAUCAAGCUCGGCAAUGUUUCUCUUGCUAGUUCAUUCCCGGAAAAAUAUUCCCUACCUGAAGUGGCUGAACAGGUAGCUGCACGUAAUGCAUUGGUUAUACUGAAGAAGACUCAUAGUCAUAAAAAUAUUCCCUUCACUAAUGAUAUUUCUAUUGUUGCCGAAAGAUUGGAAAAGGAGUUAAAAAAAAAUUAUGCUGGUCUUUUUUGUGAUAAAGUGGAAAAUAUUUAUAAAGAAGUAUAUAGUGAGCAAUUACCUUCAAAUUGGUUAGUUCUACUAGGUCAGUUAACAACAAAUAUUGUAAUUGAAAAUCUACCUAAUCAGAACAAAUCCAUUUUAUACUAUGAUGCUUCUCCUGCUGAUAAAAAAAAACAUACAGAUCUUUUGGAUACUUCUGUGACUGAAUCUUAUGAGAACUUACCUAUUAUGAAUUUUGUUGAUAAAACUGAAAGGAGUGUAACUGUGUCUAGUGUAGACAGUAAUAACACAUUUUGGGUUCUUUUUGUCCAUGACAGUAUUAAUGACGAUUAUGACACUUUAUUUAAAAUGAUGAAUCUGCCAAGUGAAUCAAAACAUUUUAUUCAAAUGUAUAAAAUUGAUAUUUCUGAUGUGUAUGCAGUUCAAAUACAAGAUGAAUGGUAUAGGUUUCAAGUCAUGAAAAUUGAAGAUGAUAGCGUUACUGGCAUUUUUAUUGAUUUGGGCAUGGAGUGGAGUCUUACUAAAAGUAAUGUUAUGUUUUUGCCUCAAAAGUUUCUAAAAGUAUCUUCGCAAGCUAUAAAAUGUGCUUUAACAUCUCUGUCUUUUGCACCUUAUUUUGAAGUUGCUAAUACGCUGUUUCAUAAAAUGUUAUUUGGAAAAGAAUUUACAUUAGUACCAGAUAAUAUUGAAUGUGAUAUUCCAUUGGUUACAUUAUAUGAUGGAAAGUGUAAUGUGAAUGAUGUAAUUAGAAAAGCCAUUAUAGAAAAAACCAAUUUUGAUAAAAUUCAUGAAAAAUGUGAAAGAGCUAGCCUGACUUAUGUUGCUGAUGGUUAUGUAUAUUUACAUCCACCAAAUGAGACAUUGACAAUAAUGGAAUCUAUAUUGGAUUCUAUUUCCGCGAAUCAGCCUCUUGACAAACUGUAUUCCAAAAACAGCAUUUCGCCGCAUAAGUUAUAUCUUGUUAAAUGCCCAGAUCUUAAUUUGUGGAGCAGAGCAAUAAUCCACGAUUUUAUAUUUACUGACCAAAAGUUCAAAGUAUACUUUAUUGACUAUGGUAACUAUGGUUAUAUUGAUCAAGAUAAAUUUAUCGAUUUGCAGUCAUUUGAUUUAUUUUUGUCUUCAAUCGGCCCUCAGGCUUUAAAAGUGUCGUUUCAUUUAUUCCCACCGGAGAAUCUGAUAGAUCAAUCUCGGUCCAGAGCAUUGUAUGAAAUGAUCACUGAAAAAUCUUUGGAUGUAUUUGUUGUUUCCACUAAUAGUGAUGGUAUUCAAGUAGUUGAAAUAUUUGAUGCUGAUGAUAAAAAUCCUAAUCGAUUGUCGUUUAAUACCCAAUUAUAUCAAAGUGUUUAGUUAUGAACUGUUAAAGAAACAUUUUUACAGAAUUUAUAUUUAAGACUCAUAAAUCAUAAGUGAAGUAUUUAUUAAUUUGUCAAAUAAAUAUUUUGAUAUUUAAAAAAGUUGUCCUGGUUAUUUUUAUAUUAAUAUGCAAUAGUUUUUUUUUCGAUUUUAUAUAAAUAUUUUUAAAAAUUGUUAAAGUCAAUAAAGAAACCAAAUUUAUGCAGAACAAUUGGUUGUAUAUAUUUUUUAAUAUGCUUUAUCAUUAAAGAUAUAUUGUUUUUUUACUAAUUUAACCUAAUGCAGUAACUCAUUGCCUCGAGCGUAAAAUUUUAGGGACGAGGAAAAUGAAAUGUCUACUUAAAUUGAUUAAAAAAAUUAAUUCAGUGUAGGUAUGAAGAAACCAUGACACAGUUAUCGAUUACUCAAAACAGAAAUCUAAUAUUUUCUCUUGUCAGUGAUAAAUAUAAUGAAUAAAGAUUGUAAACGGUCAUAAUAUAAUAUGGGUCAUUCAUUAUUGGCUAUUGCGGCAACUCCCGUGUUAUCCUUAUCACUUAUCAGAAAACACAACCUACAAACAACAUUUAAAAGAGAUGGAAAAGUAGUAUCUAACUGCUCUGCUAUUUUUUUUUUAAUAUGUAUGUUUUCAUGCUUAAUAUUAUGGUACUUUAAAAACAAUACGGCCCUGGCUAUACUGUAGGCGUUACAGUAAUUUUUUUUAGAUUCUGAGCGGAGCGAUGUAUUCAUUUUAAAAUAAUAUGUGUUUUUAUUGUAUACGAGUAUACAAUAAAUAGAAAAAAGACUUCGAUCUUUGAGGGUGAUUUAUGGAAGCAAAUUGGAUCUAGUUGGUUCUUUUGAGAAGUCAAAAUAAAAGUUCUUAAUAUUUAUAAUACAUAAACUGGGCAUUUUAAGGAAAAAACAGUUGUUAAUCAAAUCCAUUUUGUAUUUUAUUUAUAGUUCUACAAACUGUAACUACCUAAUUUAUAGUUAUAUUUAAUUUUCCACUUAGUAUUUACAUGUGUGCGCACACGCGAUUGUUGCAGCCGGUGGAGUUGCUCGACGCGUUAUAUCAGCGAUUUUCAGAAACACAAUUUUUUUUUAAUAUUAAUUUAUUACUCAGUAUUCAACUUAGACAUAGUCCAAAUGUACAUGUCAUAUGAAUUACCUAAAUAUUACUGUUUAAUAAAUGUUACCCCUUAACUAGAAAACAAAUAACUAUAGGUACUAGGUACAUUUUUUACAAAAUGUUUAUAUUAUCAUUUUCUAUACCUAUUUGAUAAAUUUUCAAAAUAUUUGAUUGUUAUUGCGCUAUUUAUAGGCGUUCAUUUUUUUUUUUUUUGCAAUAACUAAAAUACUAUUCAACAAUCUUGAAUAUUACUAAUGGCGAUGUAUAAAUAUAAUAUUAUGGCUGGCUAAAAUAAUAAAAUAUGCUUAGUAAUAUUGGCUGACGAGUAUCUCCGCUCAGAAUCGUUUUUCGUAUACAAAAUAUAAAACAUAUCCAUUACAGUGAUCCACUGACACAAUGUAAAGCAGAGCAGUACCCACGUCCCACUUGUCCACCUUUUUUCUAAGGGUAGGCUGAACUUUUGAAUUCAUUUUUGUCAAAAUCUCGCUUAUAUUAUGUAACUAUGCUAUACCUAAUUAUUUGUACCGUCUCCAGUCCCCUUAACUUAAAACUUAUAAGUCAAUUCUGACGUGCAUAUCUACUGUAGAAUGGUGCAAAUAUAGGUUCGUGCUUAUAAGUAGCUUAUUUUGAAACUUUCAUUGUGCAUAGAAUAUAAUGAUAAACCUGUACCUAAUGACAAAAAGUUUCGUCCGAUUAAUAUUUUUGGAAUCACAAUAACUAAAAUAACUACCUAUAAUAAAGUUUGUUAAUUUUCGUUUGAGUACCUAUCCAAUUUUACUUUAAAAAAAAUAUAUAAAAUAAAAUGAUGCCCAUUUAUUUUUGGUAUUUUUAAAUUGCUGCAAGAACAGCAAUCAACCUCGUAUUUUACUUUUUAUAAAACGUGUUUUCAAUAGUUUAGUUUAAAUAUUAGAAUUGUGUAUUAGAUAUUUUAAAUUAUUUCCUUUUACAAAAUAUAUUAAAUAUACAUGAUCAGUAAAUCAUUAGAUUAAAGAUGAAAGUCUAAUACUGAUAUAUUGUGGGAGGGGGGAUAAAUUAAUUCUAGAAUUUGCUUCUUGGUGCAUAACGGCCAUAACGAUUAAAUGUGUCACUGAAUUAUAUAAAUGUAGAGUGUAGAUGUGUGCGUUGUGUAUUUAGUUGUAAA